AUGUCUAUCACGGAUAAACAACACUAAGAAUGAUGAAGACCAGUUUGCUUUUACUUUGCUUGGUAGUGUGUUUUACACAGGGGGAAGCACAAUGCCGGGAUGGAUGGCUAAGAUUCCACGACAACUGCUACCUGUUUUCGAGAGACAGGGCACCAUGGGGUGACUCAGCGGCUGUAUGCAAUGCUUUUCAUAGUCAUCUUGCAAUUGUGGAGUCUGCAGAAGAAAAUGCAUUUCUGAAGUCGGAACUGAACCAUUUGCAUGGCGGCGGGUCGUCUGCUGCGUAUUGGCUUGAUGGUACUGAUAUAGAAGUUGAGGACAUAUGGCGUUGGACAUCUACUGGUGACAAAAUUACUUACCUUAAUUGGGCAGCAAACCAGCCAAACAACGGCCAUGCGUCUAACUGCAUGUGUCUGUAUGGGGGCCUGUCAUUCAAUAUGGCUGACGAACACUGCAGUACAAAUUAUAACUAUAUAUGCGAAAUGAGUGCUGUUGAUGCUAGUGAAGUUCUUGGAUGAUCCCUAAAAUAUAUUUUUUAUUUCCAUAAUUAUAUUUUAUCGUAUUGUUUGUUCUAUUGAAUGAAAUAAAUAUAAUAAGAUAAAAUCUUUGCUCAUGUUGC
Messenger RNA from Pecten maximus, 616 nucleotides. Its product is annotated as perlucin-like protein. Gene Ontology annotation, molecular function: signaling receptor activity. Lineage: Eukaryota; Metazoa; Mollusca; Bivalvia; Pectinida; Pectinidae. The transcript has 5 exons. The coding region runs from base 30 to 515 and encodes 161 amino acids. The record is from RefSeq and is a predicted model, not a curated record.